Molecule: messenger RNA, 990 nt
Organism: Exserohilum turcica Et28A
Lineage: Eukaryota; Fungi; Ascomycota; Dothideomycetes; Pleosporales; Pleosporaceae
Exons: 1
Coding region: 1-990 (329 amino acids)
Cellular component (GO): cytosol
Molecular function (GO): aldose reductase (NADPH) activity
Source: RefSeq, a predicted model, not a curated record
AUGGCUCCCCUUGCCAACCAGAAGACGUUCACGCUCUCCAACGGCGUCACCAUCCCCGCCGUCGGCUUCGGCACCUUUGCCAGCGAGGGCGCGUCCGGCGAGACGUACGCGGCCGUCACGACGGCGCUCAAGACGGGCUACCGCCACCUCGACUGCGCGUGGUUCUACCAGAACGAGGAGGAGGUCGGCGACGCCGUGCGCGACUUCCUCAAGGAGAACCCCAGCGUCACCCGCAAGGACCUCUUCAUCUGCACAAAAGUAUGGAACCACCUCCACGAGCCCGACGAGGUCAAGUGGAGCUUCAACAGCAGCCUGGCCAAGCUGGGCAUGGACUACAUCGACCUCUUCCUCGUCCACUGGCCCGUUGCCGCCGAGAGCGACGCCAACCACAUGCCCAAGCUGGGCCCCGACGGCAAGUACGUCGUCAAGAAGGACCUUACCGAGAACCCCGAGCCCACGUGGCGCGCCAUGGAGGAACUCUACGAGUCGGGCAAGGCCAAGUCGAUUGGCGUGUCCAACUGGACCAUUGACGGCCUCAAGAAGCUGCUCGCCUUCGCCAAGGUCAAGCCCAUGGUCAACCAAGUCGAGGUGCACCCCUUCCUCCCCAACGCGGACCUGAUCAAGUUCUGCCAGGACCACGACAUCUUGGUCGCCGCCUACUCGCCCCUCGGCUCCCAGAACCAGGUCCCCAGCACCGGCGAAAAGGUGCGCACAAACGCAAAGCUCAACGAGGUUGCCCAGCGCAGCGGCUACGACCUCGCCCAGGUCCUGCUUGCAUGGGGCCUCCAGCGCGGCUACGUCGUCCUGCCCAAGAGCUCCACGCCCAAGCGCAUCGAGAGCAACUGGCUCAUCCCCGAGCUGAGCAAGGAAGACUUUGAGGCCGUCGACGACGUGGCCCGGGGCAGACACACGCGCUUUGUCAACAUGAAGGACACGUUUGGCUACAACGUCUGGCCGGAAGAGACGGACAGUGGUGAGCUCAAGGCGUAG